CGCCCCCUCCCCUCCGGCCACGUUUCCGCUCGCGCCGCGGCCCCUCGGGCGGCACUUCCGCCUGCGGCCCGGGGCGACCCCAGCGCGACCCUCGAGCUCUCGUGCGAGGCCGCGGAGCGCGGAGCCCGGGUCCCGAGGCGCCGGGCGCUCCUCCCCCAACGCUCCCCCUCCCGCCGCGGCUCGUCCGGCCGCCGCCGCCUCUCGCCGUCAAGCGCGGCGUCGGCAAGAUGGCGGCGCCCAGGCCGCCGCCCGCCCGGCUGUCCGGCAUCAUGGUGCCCGCGCCCAUCCAGGACCUGGAGGCCCUCCGCGCGCUGACGGCGCUCUUCAAGGAGCAGCGGAAUCGGGAAACCGCGCCCAGGACUAUCUUCCAGAGAGUCCUGGAUAUCUUAAAGAAGUCCUCUCACGCCGUGGAGCUGGCCUGCAGGGACCCGUCCCAGGUGGAGCAUCUGGCUUCCAGUCUGCAGCUGAUAACAGAGUGCUUCCGGUGCCUCCGCAAUGCUUGCAUAGAGUGCCCUGGGAACCAGAACUCCAUCAGGAACUUGGAUACGGUCGCUAUAGCUGUGGAUUUGAUUCUUCUCUUCCGGGAACUGCGGGUGGAACAGGAGGCGCUGCUGACAGCUUUUCGCUGUGGCCUGCAGUUUUUAGGCAACAUCGCCUCGCGGAACGAGGACUCCCAGGCCGUCGUUUGGGUGCACGCCUUCCCGGAACUCUUCCUGUCUUGCUUAAAUCAUCCAGACAAAAAAAUCGUUUCCUACUCGUCAAUGAUUUUGUUCACAUCCCUUAAUUCUGAAAGAAUGAAAGAACUGGAAGAAAACCUCAACAUUGCAAUCGACGUCAUCAACGCUCACCAAAAGCAGCCUGAGUCGGAGUGGCCGUUCUUGAUUAUUACGGACCAUUUUCUGAAAAGCCCGGAAUUGGUCAAAGCCAUGCACGCCAAAAUGAGCAAUCAAGAAAGGGUGACGUUGCUGGACGUUAUAAUCGCCAAGAUCGCGGGCGAGGAGCCCCUGAGCAAGGACGACGUGCCCGUGUUUCUGAGCCACGCCGAGCUGAUCGCGGGCGCCUUCGUGGCGCAGUGCAAGACGGUGCUGAGCUUGGCCUCCGAGCAGCAUGACGAUGAGGAGGCACUGGCCACGAUCAGGCUCCUGGACGUCCUGUGUGAAAUGACGGCGAGCACGGACCUGCUCGGCCACCUGCAGGGCCACCCCGGCCUGCUGGAGAGGGGCAUCGAGCUUUUACGGCUGAUCCACGCAGCUGGCAAAGUCGGCACGAACGUCUUCAGCUCCUCGGGCCGCGUGAGAGCGGAAGGCGACGUCUCCGGCGUGGCCGAGGGCUUCAAGUCCCACCUCAUCCGCCUGAUUGGAAACUUGUGCUACCGGAACAAAGACAACCAGGACAAGGUCGGCGAGCUGGAUGGCAUCCCCCUGAUCCUGGACAGCUGCAGCCUGGACGACAGCAACCCCUUUCUGACCCAGUGGGCGGUGUAUGCCAUCCGGAACCUUACGGAGGACAACAGCCAGAACCAGGAUCUGAUCGCCAAGAUGGAGGAGCAGGGGCUGGCCGACACGUCCCUCCUGAAGAAGAUGGGCUUUGAGGUGGAGAGGAGGGGCGGCAAGCUGGUCCUGAGAGCCACCGGCGACGGCCCUCCAUCGGUGAGUGCGGCGGAGCGAGCGGCCCCCACCUCCCGGGACCCCAGUGAGUGAACUCUGCAUCCACCCAGCUGAAGUUUCGGCGUCUUUUCCCUGGAUUUCCCAUCUUCGGCCUUACGUGAAAUUCAAGUGUUUGAAGAUCAAGUACAAAUUCAGGGGCUCGUGAUGCUUUUAGAUACUAGCGUUAAAUGUGUUUAAGCUUAGAAGUGAAAGUGUGUGAGUGUUCUCUUGUUUCCCUGCUUUGAAAACGUAGCCGUCUGGUGAGCCGCGGCCCCGCGGAUACAACGUGUGUAAGCCCUGGGCUGCGCUCGCUGCGGCAGCCAACGAGGGCUGUCUGGCGGGGGCCGCCCUGACCUGGCGGAGGCGCGGGCGUUUGCCGGGGUCCCGUUGCUUCCUCCGGACUCCAGUCUGCCUCGCCCCUUUUGUUCUCCUCUUCCCGCUGCAUUUCCCCAGCUCUGCGGGCGGCUGAGGGGGCCCUCGCUGCGAUUGACCCUCAGCAUCUCUUCUCACCCUCCGCCCGUCCGACACAUGACGAGACUCUUUUCCAGCUAAUUAAUUCGAGAGGCGCUGCAGAAUGGCGCUCGCUCCCUCUUCAGUUCGGUGCCGGGCUGUGUUGUCACCGAGCCCCGUCCCCUUGGGGUUUUGCAGGGAGUCAGAGCACAUUGGGGCCAUUAACUCUUUUCAUUCCACAUCCUCCCAGAACCAGACUUCUUAAAACCCAGCCCGUUUAAAAGCGCCUGCCUGUGUUGCUCCCCCAAGAGCCCCCGUGAGGGGCAGGAGGCUUUGCGGUCGGCGCUGAGCGCGGGGCCCCUGGGUUGACGGCACACCGGUGGCUCCUCCUGUUUAAAAAGCGCCUGUCCCGUAGAGGCCGCCGCCCCGUCACUGGGAUUGCAGAAGUAGUUUGGGGAGCGGGAAUUCUUGUGAGCUAGACUGUCCGUGUGUCUUAGUCUGUCUGUGCAUACACUCGCAUCCUAAGUGGGACGGGAGCGGGGGAGCCAGGCCAGGAACGCCACCCAGACCUCUUCGGGGUCCGUGCCCCGAACGCCCAGCACAGCGAACUCCUGCACCAGCCAGGUUGCGGGCUGACGUCCCCGGAGGUUCCGCACGGUGCGCACUGGCCCUUCGGCAUAAAGACGGCAAAGGGCCAGUCGGGCGUGUUCCAAAGAUACUUACUGGGCGUCCGGAGUAAGUGCUGUAAGUCCUUCGUGGCCGUCCUGAAACCACCCUGUACAGAUGGCCCCAGCAUGUUGAGACUGAAAUAAAGGUGUCCCUCCCACUGCA
This is a messenger RNA of Phyllostomus hastatus (greater spear-nosed bat), 2927 nucleotides long. It is a transcript of the gene ATXN10, whose product is annotated as ataxin 10. Gene Ontology annotation, cellular component: cytosol. The transcript is spliced from 12 exons. Lineage: Eukaryota; Metazoa; Chordata; Mammalia; Chiroptera; Phyllostomidae. Gene Ontology annotation, biological process: neuron projection development. Bases 228 to 1700 code for a protein of 490 amino acids. The record is from RefSeq and is a predicted model, not a curated record.